Messenger RNA from Siniperca chuatsi (mandarin fish), 3420 nucleotides. RefSeq names its product proline-rich extensin-like protein EPR1. The coding region runs from base 89 to 3385 and encodes 1098 amino acids. The transcript has 7 exons. NCBI's taxonomy places the organism in Eukaryota, Metazoa, Chordata, Actinopteri, Centrarchiformes, Sinipercidae. The record is from RefSeq and is a predicted model, not a curated record.
UAAAACUACCUGCAGCAGCGCAGCGUUCAGCGUUUGCGACACACUGUUGAGGCAAUCUGCCAGUGUGUAGGGCUUUCUGUUUGCUCCAAUGGCGUGUAGAGAAAGUGGGAGCAGUAAGAAUUUAUUUUUUUUAGGACUUUUUUUGGUUGCUAGUUCAUUUUGCCAUUGCACGAGACUGACAAAGCUUAAGGCAUUAGAUAAAUUAAGAGGAAUGCCGAUGCUUAGCCAAGGUAAAGCUAAAGAAAGUGAUUUGUGUCAUGGAAGACUGUUAAUUGGGCAAACUUCUCUGCAAGGUGCUAAACACAAAGGACCUAAGGCCACAAAGACCUUGCUGGAUGUUGAUACUGGUUAUCAAGCAGACAUGGGCUGGGGUGAGUCCAAGCAACCUGGAGGACAGGGUGAUGGCUUUUCAAGGCUGAAGUCAGACAAUGCUGGAGUGCAACGACUCCUUAAAAUGGAACCAAAGGUCGAAUGUACAGGAGACUCAAUGACUCUUCAAGUCAAAGAUGCUACUUCUACCACUGGAUCUCUGAUCUUUGUGGAUAGAGGAAGUCGCUUGUCUCCUCUGCCUCUUUCCAAGUUGCCACCAAGCUGUGGUUACACUAUCAGGUCAACACAGAGAGAGUUGGUCUUAGUUGCACCUUAUGAUGGCUGCUUUGUCACGCUUGAGGAGGACAGCUAUGUUCUCCCAUUGCGUUGGUGGGGAUCACUAGUGAGGAUGUCAUGCCCUUUAAUGAGACCAUCUUCAGUGAACUCACCUAAUCCUCCAAUGGUCACCUGCCAUGCUGAGGGCAUGGUUGUGAAAAUGGAAUGGAAGGUCUCUGUUGCUAAAAUUAAAGUAAAUUUGGCUGGUGACUGGGAGCCACUGAUGAAGGCCUCACCCAGAUGUGGGUUCAGUGUAGUUGUACAUCCUGAAGGUGUGGUCAUCUCUGUUCGUUAUGUACCCUGCCUGGAGAGAGAGGAUGGAAUGUACACCCUUGAACUGGCUGGAGAAGGAGAAACUAAAAUUUCCUGUCCAUCACUGUCACCAGCUCAAUCUGAACAAUUCUAUGAAACACCACCUGACCCUGAUGGUGUCCCUCCUGCACACAGACCUGAACUGAAGCCUUUACCUACUAUAUCGCCAUUAGUUAAAACUACUAAUGGCCAAAGAUGGCAACCUUUUUACCCAUUUCCAUUUCCUCCUCAGCCACUUAAGCCUGAAACUCAACUUACACAGCCACCAGGUAAAUUGGAGGAGGACUUCAAUGUAAAUCUCCCAUAUGGGCCUCUCCAGAAACCUGUAGCAUCAUCUGUAAGCCAGCCUGAGGGUCAAGAACACAAACCCCUUCAUCCAAUUCCAUUUUACCCUCUACCACCAGCAUCAGAGGCUCCCCAAGUAGGACGUCCUUAUCCACUGUAUCCUGAAAACCCUGAGACACUAUUACCUGAACAGCCUUUGCCAUCAAAGCCCCCAGUUUCUGAGGAACCUGCACCCGAGAAGCCAACUGCUGUUCCAAGGCCUCCACAGCCUGAAGCCCCUCAGGGCCAAGUACAGCAGCCCUUCUACCCCUACCCCUUCUACCCUAAGCCUGCACCUGAAAAGCCAACCGCUGUUCCAUGGCCUCCACAGCCUGAAGCCCCUCAGGGCCAAGUACAGCAGCCCUUCUACCCCUUCUACCCUAAGCCUGCACCUGAAAAGCCAACCGCUGUUCCAUGGCCUCCACAGCCUGAAGCCCCUCAGGGCCAAGUACAGCAGCCCUUCUACCCGUACCCCUUCUACCCUCAGCCUGCACCUGAAAAGCCAACUGCUGUUGCAAAGCCUCCACAGCCUGAAGCCCCUCAGGGCCAAGUACAGCAGCUGUUCUACCCCUACCCCUUCUACCCUCAGCCAAAACCUGAAAAUCAGGCUGUGGAAAAACCAGCUAUUCCACAGCCUCCAACUGAAACUCCUAAAAGACAAGUACCUAAACCUCUUAACCCUCAACCAUCCAAUAUACCAUCUCCAUAUGUGCCACCUGUGUACUGCCCUCAGUUUUGCCAAUCUGGACUGUCUAAUUGCUGUCCACAAAUUGCUUUUCAUCAACAGAUACAUAUUUUUCCUGCUGGAUUUGGCAGUAAAGAUGCACCUUCAGUCUACUCAGGACUGCCAUUAUACCCUUCAGUUGCCUACUCUGGGUCUGGCAAUAUUUUAGCUUCUCCCCUUCUUCAAAAGCCAACUGAAGCAAAAACCAUACAAGGUGCCAACUCUGCACCUAUUUCACCUCAUUUCCUUCAAUCUGGAAAUGAAAAGCAGCCACCAGAUGGCAACCCUGCUGCACUGACCAGAAGUAACCCCAGCAAGCCUACACAUCCUGAACAAAUUUACCCUUAUUUGGUACCUAAUUCAUUAUAUCAUCAUUGGCCAUAUCUGCUACAAAAUAAGGUGCUGCAAAAUUUACCACAAAACCUAUCACCAGCUUACUACAAUGUGUCCUCUAAACUUCAAGCUCCAGGUAAUGAACCAGUAAAUCUAGUGCAAUAUGAGCCAUAUAACACACAGCCCCCAAAGCAGCAAAAUGUUCAACUAUCAGCUGGGGACAUGAAUAAUCCCUCUGGGUUUAAUUUCAUGUCUUUGACUGGUCAAUAUCUAAAACAGCAGCAAAGUAAACCCACAGCCAAAGAAACACAGCCAUCUAAUGAAAAAUCCAGUAACUCUAAACAACCAACACAAGUCCAAGGUGAACUUGAUCAUCUUCGGGUCCCUUACUACAUGCUUCAAGAUGCUCAACAACCUACUUAUAACAAGUCGGUUCCUGACAACUCACCACAGCCAUUUGUGAGUGGCUCAAAGAAAUCCACAAAAUAUGAACCGCUAGUGCACGCCUAUCCUGAACCAAAGAGUUACGUGCUACUACAGCAUGGCCCACCAGGUAGGGAGCCAAACAGCUUCAAUGAAUCACCACUGCCUUUCAGAGACCUGGCUCAUGAUGCAAACUUCAUGGCACAAAAUCUUGCAAGGCAUCAAAGUAGUAAACCCCAACAUCCUCAGAAUUUAAAGCCCCCACCGGAGAAACCCCAAGACCCCAAAUGGCUGAUGAAAGGAAUGUCCAAUCCUUUAACCGGUAACUAUAUGCCAAGGCCUGGUGAUAAAUCAGGUUUGCCAUUGUUUUACUCUGCUCCAGAUGACUCUUAUUUUGUGGCUCUGCCCCAGGACCCCUCUCUUAAUGUGGCACAUUUAAGGCCUAAAUUCCAUGAGUUGUUCCAAGACUUCUGGAAGCCCAUGACACCUCUAGGCUCCAGCCAAAGAAUUCCACCUCAUGUUCCUGGAAAUGCAUUUCAACAGAGGAGCUCUGCAGCUGACCACCAAGCAAAUGGACUGAACCAACCUCUUCAGAGAGAAGGUGGAGCUUGGAAGCAGAAAUGAGUUGCCUUUUAAUGUGAAUAAACAAUUGAAACAGA